Anthonomus grandis grandis is the source of this 2638-nucleotide messenger RNA. RefSeq names its product glutamine--fructose-6-phosphate aminotransferase [isomerizing] 2-like. Lineage: Eukaryota; Metazoa; Arthropoda; Insecta; Coleoptera; Curculionidae. Bases 143 to 2215 code for a protein of 690 amino acids. The transcript has 15 exons. The record is from RefSeq and is a predicted model, not a curated record. Gene Ontology annotation, biological process: carbohydrate derivative biosynthetic process; UDP-N-acetylglucosamine metabolic process; fructose 6-phosphate metabolic process. Gene Ontology annotation, molecular function: carbohydrate derivative binding; L-glutamine:D-fructose-6-phosphate transaminase (isomerizing) activity.
GAUAAUCAUUUCGCACUCUACUACGUUGACUGAGGUUGACGUUUGAUAUAAAAAGCACAAAAUUUAAAUAAUCUUUUCAGUCCGUAGAUAUUUGUCCGUGUGUUGAUGUGCUGUUGAUUAAUUUGUUUAUAUUUUAUUUAAUAUGUGUGGAAUUUUUGCAUACCUGAAUUAUCUCACCCCAAAGAAGAGGUCAGAGAUUUUGGAACUGCUGGUCAAUGGUCUCAAACGGUUGGAAUAUCGUGGAUAUGACUCAGCAGGUGUGGCAGUUGACGCCGCGAAUGAACAAGACAUUACCCUUAUUAAAAAAACUGGAAAAGUAGCUCUUUUAGAAGAGGCCAUUAAACAAGUGAGUGAUAAAUUGGAAAUAAACCGUUGCGUAGAAACUCACUGCGGUAUCGCCCAUACCCGUUGGGCCACCCACGGUGUUCCCAGUGAAGUCAAUUGCCAUCCCCACAGGUCUGACGAGUCGAAUACCUUCGUGGUGGUACACAACGGUAUUAUCACCAACUACAAGGAAGUGAAAUAUUUUUUGGAACAAAAGGGCUAUAGAUUCGAAAGUGAAACCGACACGGAGAUCAUUGCCAAGUUGGUUUAUCACUUUUUCAAGCAACAUCCCACUUUUUCUUUUAGGGAGUUGGUGGAAAAUGUGGUUCAGCAGUUGGAGGGAGCGUUUGCUUUAUGUUUUAAAUCCUCUAACUUCCCUGGGGAAUGCGUGGCCACCAGACGUGGUUCUCCACUAUUGGUCGGUAUUAAGACCAAAACCCGUUUGGCAAGCGACCACAUCCCCAUUUUAUAUGGCAAAGACGAACCUCCGCCCUCACCCAAAGAUGCAGAAAAUGAUCCAGACCAUAGACCGCAUGGACGUGGCGACUUCCCCGCUAUUCCCAGGACCGGAUCCACCGAAUUCGAACCAUUGGAAGACAAACAGGUCGAAUAUUUCUUUGCAUCAGACGCAUCGGCCGUCAUAGAACACACCAAUCGCGUCAUUUAUUUUGAGGACGAUGAUAUCGCCGCCGUAAGGAACGGCAUCCUAAGUAUCCACCGUAUAAGACGCGGAGGGGCCGACGAUCCCAACCAUCGCGAGAUUACCACUUUAAAAAUGGAACUGCAGCAAAUCAUGAAGGGCAAUUACGACUACUACAUGCAAAAGGAGAUCUUUGAGCAGCCCGAAUCUGUCGUGAACACUAUGAGGGGUCGCGUUAAUUUCGAAACAAAGACUGUAACCUUAGGGGGUAUCAAAGAACACAUUCCAGAAAUCAAACGUUGCAGGAGACUAAUGCUUAUAGGCUGUGGCACUUCAUACCACAGUGCCAUUGCCACCAGGCAACUGUUGGAGGAACUAACUGAACUUCCCGUCAUGGUCGAGUUGGCCAGCGACUUUUUGGACAGGACUACUCCAGUUUUUAGGGACGACGUGUGUUUCUUUAUUUCACAAUCCGGAGAAACUGCGGAUACUCUGAUGGCUCUGCGUUACUGCAAACAGCGCGGCGCUUUGAUCGUCGGCAUAACCAACACCGUGGGCAGCUCCAUCUGUCGGGAAUCGCAUUGCGGAGUUCACAUCAACGCCGGACCCGAGAUCGGUGUCGCGUCUACUAAAGCCUACACCAGUCAAUUUAUAUCUUUGGUUAUGUUCGCCCUGGUUAUGAGCGAGGACCGACUCAGUUUGAAAAAACGAAGAGAAGAAAUUAUCGAAGGCCUCAGUAACUUACAAGAACAAAUUCGAUGCGUAUUAAAAUUGGACGAUCAAGUAAAAGCCCUCGCCGAGGAUUUGUAUAAUAAAAAGUCGCUGCUUAUUAUGGGAAGGGGAUUCAACUUUGCCACUUGCUUAGAAGGUGCCUUGAAAGUCAAAGAGUUAACGUACAUGCACAGUGAAGGAAUCAUGGCUGGGGAACUGAAACACGGUCCACUCGCACUUAUCGAUAACCAUAUGCCCGUUAUUAUGAUCGUUAUGAGGGAUCCUGUAUAUGUUAAGUGUAUGAACGCAUUCCAACAAGUAAAAUCCCGUGAUGGCAAUCCAAUCCUGAUUUGUGAGGAGGGCGACACCGAAACAAUGUCUCUGGCCAAUCAGCACUUGGCCGUGCCAAAAACUGUCGAUUGUUUACAAGGAAUUUUAACUGUCAUUCCGAUGCAAUUGUUGUCAUUCCAUAUCGCGGUCAGACGUGGAUGUAACGUCGAUUGCCCGCGUAAUUUGGCUAAAAGUGUUACCGUUGAAUAAAGGAAAAACGUGUUCGAUAGACAGGGACCACGAUUAUUUUAUUAAGUUGUGCUGUUUCGGUUGACAAUGGAGUUUUAUUCAUUACUUCGCUUAGAUCUCUUGUAAGAUAAAUUGUCCGGCCUUAAUAGUAUUAACUCGUUUUGAGAUUUUAUUUUUUAAUUUCAGACAUUUAUUCCGCUAUUUUUAAGUUUAUAUUUAUAGAGAUUUUUAAGUCUCUAAACUGCUUUUUACAUAUUAGUAUCCAUAUUAUAAGUAUUACGUUUUUAUUGUAUUGAAAAUACAUCACUAAGUGCAAUAUUAGAAUAUUUACGAAAAAAUUCUUUUAUGGUUAAAAUUUGUUAUAUUUUUGAUAUUUUAUAAAAUUUAUUUCUUAAUUUAUUUUCAACGAUUUUUCUAAUAAAUUUUAUGUAUAUAUUUAAUAAA